Messenger RNA from Chondrus crispus (carragheen), 837 nucleotides. RefSeq lists its product as hypothetical. Gene Ontology annotation, molecular function: rRNA (guanine) methyltransferase activity. Lineage: Eukaryota; Rhodophyta; Florideophyceae; Gigartinales; Gigartinaceae. The coding region runs from base 1 to 837 and encodes 278 amino acids. The transcript has a single exon. The record is from RefSeq and is a predicted model, not a curated record. Gene Ontology annotation, cellular component: nucleolus. Gene Ontology annotation, biological process: rRNA (guanine-N7)-methylation.
AUGGCCUCCCGCCGUCCGGAGCACAUGGCGCCCGCCACGGAGUUCUACUCCGCGAAGGGCGCAGCGAAAUACGCUGCCAGCUCGCGCAUGUCGGUAAUCCAGACGGCUCUGGCCACGCGCUGCUUCGAGCUACUAGCCCUCCCGCCCAGCCCCCCUGCCCUGCUUCUCGACAUCGGCACGGGCACCGGCAUCGCCGGCAACAUUCUGUCGGACCAGGGCCACCACUGGGUCGGCUCGGACGUGUCGGAAAACAUGCUGCAGAAGGCCCUUGACGACGACGUGCCGGGCGAUCUGAUGCUCGCCGACGCCGGCGAUGGCGUCCCGUUCCGCAUGGGCUGCUUCGAUGGCGCCGUCUCCGUCUCCGCCAUCCAGUGGCUGUGCAAUGCCGAUAGGACCGAACACAAUCCCUGGAAGAGGAUGAACGCCUUUUUCGCCACGCUCUACGCAGCCCUUCGGAAGAGCGCUAGAGCCGUGCUCCAGUUUUAUCCAGAGAAUGUCGCUCAGGUGGAGCUUCUCACGGCCGCUGCCAUGCGCGCCGGAUUUAGCGGCGGCCUUUUGGUCGACUAUCCGAAUAGUGCCAAAGCGAAAAAAUAUUUUCUCGUCUUGACGGCGGGGCCCCCGGCCAAGGGAGUCGCCCCCCCGAAGCCACUUGGCGUUGAGGAGGACUCCCAAGUCAAGGUAGGGAGUAGGAGACUCGGGAAGAGGGCGAGGAGGGCACAGGAGGCCGUGUCGAAUAAGGACUGGGUUAUUUCGAAGAAGGAGAGGAGGAGGAGACAGGGGCAUCAGACAAAGCCAGACUCCAAGUACACCGGGCGGAAACGUCGCGUCCAAUUUUGA